This is a messenger RNA of Myotis daubentonii (Daubenton's bat), 1941 nucleotides long. RefSeq names its product drebrin like (gene DBNL). Gene Ontology annotation, molecular function: actin filament binding. The record is from RefSeq and is a predicted model, not a curated record. Gene Ontology annotation, cellular component: lamellipodium; actin filament; postsynaptic membrane. Lineage: Eukaryota; Metazoa; Chordata; Mammalia; Chiroptera; Vespertilionidae. Gene Ontology annotation, biological process: neuron projection morphogenesis; positive regulation of dendritic spine morphogenesis; postsynaptic actin cytoskeleton organization.
GCUUCCGGCCGCGGGGGCGGGGCGGGCCCGGAAGCCGUGGCGCUGGGACGAGCCGGGCCAUGGCCGCGAACCUGAGCCGGAACGGGCCGGCGCUGCAGGAGGCCUACGCGCGCGUGGUCGCCGAGAAGUCCCCGACCGACUGGGCUCUGUUUACCUAUGAAGGCAACAGCAAUGACAUCCGUGUGGCUGGCACUGGGGAGGGGGGCCUGGAGGAGGUGGUGGAGGAGCUCAACAGCGGGAAGGUGAUGUACGCGUUCUGCAGGGUGAAGGACCCCAACUCUGGCCUGCCCAAGUUUGUCCUCAUCAACUGGACGGGCGAGGGCGUGAACGAUGUGCGGAAGGGGGUGUGCGCCAACCACGUCAGCACCAUGGCCGGCUUCCUGAAGGGCGCCCACGUGACCAUCAAUGCGAGGGCCGAGGAGGACGUGGAGCCUGAGUGUAUCAUGCAGAAGGUGGCCAGGGCCUCGGGUGCCAACUACACUUUCCACAGGGAGAGUAGCCGCUUCCAGGACAUGGGCCCCCAGGCCCCAGUGGGCUCCGUGUACCAGAAGACCAAUGCCGUGUCAGAGAUCAAGAGGUUCGGCAAAGACAGCUUCUGGGCCAAAGCAGAGGAGGAGGAGGAGCAGCGGCGGGCCCAGGAGAAGCGGCGGGCGGAGCAGGAGCGGCAGCAGCUGGAGCAGGAGCGCCGGGAGCGGGAGCUGCGGGAGGCCGCCCUCCGGGAGCAGCGCUACCAGGAGCAGGGCCAGGAGGCCAGGCAGAGCAGGAAAUCUGAGCAGCAGGAAGUGGUUUCGAGGAGCAGAGAGGAACAGGAGCCUGGUCAGCAGUCACCUCGGGAGAUGUUCAUGCAGAAGGAGAGAGCCGUGUCCACCGCACCCACCUCCAGCCCCCAGCCAGGCAAACUGCGGAGCCCCUUCCUACAGAGGCAGCUCCCCCAGCCAGAGAGCCCCCUCGGUGGGGAGAGGGCUCACGCCGCCUCAAGGCCCAGCGCAGGUGUCUGUGAGGAGCCCGCGCCCAGUGUCCCCGAGUGCCUGGUGCAGGCGGAGGAGGAGGCCAUGUACGAGGAGCCCCCAGAGCAGGAGACCCUCUACGAGGAGCCCCCCAUGGGGGAGCAGCAGGACCCUGGCUCUGUGCAUGUGGACCACUACCCCGGGCUGAGCGGGAAGGGACUCUGUGCCCGGGCCCUGUACGACUACCAGGCAGCGGAUGAGACCGAGAUCUCCUUUGACCCCGAGAACCUCAUCACGGGCAUCGAGGUGAUCGAUGAAGGCUGGUGGCGCGGCUACGGGCCCGAUGGCCACUUUGGCAUGUUUCCUGCCAACUACGUGGAGCUCAUUGAGUGAGGCUGCCUGUGGCCUCGUCCCCGCCCCACGUGGCCUUACUGCUGGAGGUGGUGGCGUGACACUGCACCCCAUCCUCUUUCUGGCAUGGGCCGCAAAUGCAGCAAUAACCCAGUGGUUCCCACACGCUUCCAGCAGCCCCCACAGCAGGGGCCUCUGCCUUUCCUGUUCCCUGCAGCUCUGAGGGGUGGUGGUUGGGGAGCCGAGUCGUGGACUUGGCAGCGCUGGCAGCAGCAGCUGGUCUGGGUCUUGCUCCGUGCUCCUGCUCCUCUGUCCCCUGCCUGGCUCUGGGCACUGGGGAUGGGACAGCAAGGCCCCUGAGUACCUGGGCGCAGCGGUAAACACAUCUGUGCUGUGUGCUCUUGCCUGCUGCCCCGUGGCGACACCUGCCGUCUCCCCCUGUCCCAGACUCCCCUGCCCCCACCUCUGUUCGUGGAGUCAGCAUUGCCCACCCAGGCCCCAGCUCCGAUGCCGUGACAGCCUGGCGGCCCCGGGUGAGACCCACCUUCCUGGUGUCUGGGAGUGCUGCAGCCACCUGGACGAGGCAUAAAGAUUAAGAUGUGACUGAAGUCUCUCUCUCUCUCUCUCUCUCUCUCUCUCUCUC